AGCAGCGCGGAAGAAGUCAUAAACUCCUCUUCAUCAUUUUGUUGUUUUUUUCAUUAAUCGCGAUUAUAGAGUAAUUUAAUAUAUGGAGAGAGACGCAAUCUUGUUGGCUGUUGGUUUGAAUGAAAAGGAUAUUUUCAAUCUUACCAAGAAUGAAGCCCUCACAACAAAAUUCCUUCGUACCAUCACCGAAGUCAACAUUCCUUUGGAAAACAAGUCUAGUGAAUUUAAUUAUUCUUGUGGUCCACUCAUCUUGAAGUUGAUCCAAUCCAUCCCAGAUAAUUUGGCUGAUAAUAGAUUAAUCAUUGCUAAAUAUAUUGCCCAAGGUAAACUCAAGACUGGUGUCCAAGUCGAAGAAGCAAUCAAGUAUGCUAAAAAGAUUGGUACUACACCACUCCCAAUUCAAGAUUUUGAAGUUGAAUGUGGUGUUGGUGCUGAUGUCAAUGAAGAAAAGGUUACUGAAUUAGUUAAUGGACAAAUUUCAAGCAACAAGCUUUCAUAUUACACCAUUGGAAAAGCCAAUGUUGGUAAACUUGUUGGUACUUUGCGUAACGAAAUUAAAUUAUUGAAGUUUGCCGAUGGUAACAUUAUUAAACAAGUUGUUGAAAAGGCCUUCCAAGCAUUAUCCGAAGAACUGAAGGAUACUCCAGUAGAAGAAGCACCAAAGAAAGUAGAAAAGGUUGCUGUUGUUAAAACUGCCACUACCACAGAAAAGGUUGCCACUCAACCACAAAAGAAGACUUAUAAUUUUGAUGCUCGUUUCCUUGAAACUGCUGUCAACCCACCUGAAUUAUUGGAACAACAUAAGAACCAAACUGGUGGUAAAAUUAUGACACGUUUCCCACCUGAACCAAACGGAUUCCUUCACAUUGGUCACGCCAAGGCCAUGAAUUUGUCUUUUGGUUAUGCCAUGUCAGAAGGUGGUUGCACAUAUCUUCGUUAUGAUGACACAAAUCCAGAAAAGGAAGAAAAGAUUUACUUUGAUUCUAUUAGAGAAAUGAUGGAAUGGAUGGGAUUCAAGCCAUUUAAGAUUACAUACACUAGUGAUUACAUGGAUCAAAUGUACGAUUUUGCUGUUCAAUUAAUUAAGGAAGGAAAGGCCUAUGUUGACUUUUCAUCAAAGAAGGAAAUUCACGAUCAAAGAGAAAAUAAGAUUGAAUCAAAGUACAGAAAUACUACUCCAGAAGAAAACUUGAAGAGAUUCGAACAAAUGAAGAUGGGUAUUUACGAUGAAGGUGCUGCUGUUCUUAGAGUCAAGAUUGAUAUGAGCAGUGACAAUUACAACAUGAGAGAUUUCGUUGCUUAUCGUAUCAAAUAUGUUGCUCACCCACAUCAAGGAAACAAAUGGUGUAUUUAUCCAACUUAUGAUUUCUCUCACUGUAUUGUUGACUCUUUGGAAAAUAUUACUCACUCUUUGUGUACAUUGGAAUUUGAAAACAGACGUGACUCUUACUAUUGGUUAUUGGCUACUUUGAAAUUAUAUAGACCUCACGUUUAUGAAUUCAGUAGAUUGAAUAUUACAACUGCUUUGCUUUCCAAGCGUAAGGUUUUGAAGUUGGUUAAGGAAAAGAUUAUUCGUUCUUGGGACGAUCCAAGAGUUUUGACUUUGGCUGGUUUGAGAAGAAGAGGUUACACACCAGAAGGUAUCAAAUCAUUCUGUGAUGAUAUUGGUGUUACUCGUGUUGAAAAUUUGAUUCCAAUUGAAAGAUUGGAACAAUCCCUCCGUACUGAUCUCGAUGAACGUGUUAACCGUGUCUUUGCUGUUUUGGAACCACUUAAGGUUGUUUUGACUAACUAUGAUGCUAACAAGGUUGAACAUGUUGAAGCUAAGAAUCACCCUAAGCUUGCCGAAAGAGGAUCUCGUCAAUUGCCACUCUCCAGAGUUCUCUACAUUGAAAGCUCUGACUUUAGAGAAGUUGACUCUGAAGAUUACUAUGGUUUGGCUCCAAAUAAGAGCGUUGGUUUGAGAUAUGCUCCAUGUAACAUUCAUUGUGAAAAGGUUAUUAAGGAUGAAAAUGGUAAGAUUGUUGAAUUGCAUUGUACUGCCGAUUUUGACAAGAAGGAAAAGCCAAAGACAUAUAUUCACUGGUUGUCUCAAUCUGCUCCUGGUGUUGAUCCAAUGAAGGCUGAAGUCAGACUCUAUGAAAAGUUGUUCACUUGUGACGAUUUGGAUGAAGUUGGUGAUGAAUGGUUGAACUAUAUUAAUCCAAACUCUGAAAUUAUUAAGCCAAACGCAUUUGUUGACCCAUAUUUCCAAGAUGCUAAGAACCGUGCCGUCUAUGAAAAGUACCAAUUCGAAAGAGUUGGCUUCUUUGUUGUUGAUCAAGACACAACUAAUGAUCAAUUAGUGUUUAACAGAUCUGUGACUUUGAAGGUUGAUAACAAGUUCAAGAGCAAGUAAAUUCAAAAUAAUUUUAUUUAUCC
Messenger RNA from Naegleria gruberi, 2421 nucleotides. RefSeq lists its product as uncharacterized. Lineage: Eukaryota; Heterolobosea; Eutetramitea; Acrasida; Naegleriidae. Gene Ontology annotation, cellular component: cytoplasm; cytosol. Gene Ontology annotation, molecular function: glutamine-tRNA ligase activity; ATP binding. Bases 83 to 2398 code for a protein of 771 amino acids. The transcript has a single exon. Gene Ontology annotation, biological process: glutaminyl-tRNA aminoacylation; translation. The record is from RefSeq and is a predicted model, not a curated record.